AAUAAAACAUGGCGUCGCGUAUUUUGCCCCUGCAUUCAAAACAAUGUUUCGCUCAUUCGUCUUCCACUUGUAGGGUUAAGUUACUCUUCCGAAUGUAUACUUCAUCCUGGACUACAAGAAUUAUGUCAGAGUACGCUAAGGAUGUGAAUGGGGUAGAGCCAAAGGAAACAGAAACUACAAACCAUUUUAUCACUUCGUCAGACACUAAACACGUUGAGAGUAAAUGGAAACGUAAACUGCUAAAUACUCAGUAUCGCUGUGACGCGAUUUUUGUUCUUGGUCCAAUGGGAGCAGGAAAAACAACUGUAAUUAACAACGAAUUCAAAACGCACCCAGUCUUCGGAAACUAUGCUUACGUCGAUACCGAUGAAAUUAUGGGCAUGCUGAAGGGCUUUGAGUCAAACAAAGUUGAAGAAUAUUAUCCUAUUGCACGAAACAUCGCGAUUCAUCUCACUGACUGGAUUUUGGAACAAAAGAUUAGCUUUGUGGCAGAAGGCACGUGUGUGAAAUACAUGGAACUCAUUGACUACAUGCACCGUUUAAAAUCCGUUGGUUAUCAUGUCAGGGUGAAACGCUUACCUCGAGUGCCAUUAGGGACUGUCCUUGAAAGAUCAAAACUAAGAAAAAAUCGAGUCGUUCCUGAUCACGUCGUAAAGUCUAUUUUAGAGGGGUCUAAACUUGGACUGGACAAGUUGUACGAGUUUAACAAGAGAGAGUUUCUCUUCGAGGGUAUGGAUUUACACGAGCGAAAUGAGGAGCUCAGACCAUCCUUUGAAAUGCCCACACCAACAGCCUAAUACCUCGCGCGUGGUUUGGGGGAAGUGCUUCAUUAAUUUGAAAGUGACAGUGAUCUGAUUGGAGACAAAAUUGACCAAUAAGAGUUAAUUCCAGUAAAACCUCGUUAAUACGGUCACCAAUGGGCCAAAAAAAAAGGCCGUAAUAACGAGGAGACUGUAUUAAUGAGGGUUUCUUUACAAGAAAAUGUAUGGUCGUAUUUGCCAGGCGGCCAAAAAAAGUUGGGCAUAAUAACGAGGUGACCAUAUUACCAAGGUGGCUGUAAGGCAGAGUUCCACUGUACUGGUAAGAUCAUUUGAAUUAUUGCCUUUUCAACUGCCGAGUGGAUGAGUAUACAACUUUUGUAACUCAUCAAACAAAUACAGUGGUUCAACACCUGGGUGCACAUCAGUAGAGUUAUCGACCAAGCUUGUGCUUAAGAUGGCUGGAUAUUGGCCAAGUUCUUUUCUGCAUUCUUAUGGACUAAGAGAAAGUCAAGGUCAGUAAAAAUGCAAAAAAAGAACUGACCGAACAAGCUUGGUUGGUAAGAAAUUUAUCAUAUCCUUCCUGCCCAUUCCCAAAGGGAGUCCAGUGUUCUGACCUGUGAAAUCCAGAGUGCCCAGCAUAUGACUUCUGUGAAACAAUAAAAUUAAUGAAUAUUUUUCUAGAUGUCUCGGAGCAAAAGUUAGUUGCCAGGAGCUACUUGACACUACUAGGGCACAGCCCUAAUGAUUACGUAAUUUGCAUCAAAGUGUUUGACAUGCUUUUAAUGCUUUUGUCUAUGAACACACUGUUAUUUAUAAAAGCUAAAUCUUUUUUUUGCUACCUUUGCUGGCAGUUUGUUGUUUUUGUUGUAUAUAUAUAUAUAUCCAUGAAAUCUUGAAGUUAGCUCUUUGUCUCAUCUGUCUUCACAAUCAAGGACUAGCCUAAAAUGUCAUCUAAAUGAGUACUCUUACAUCUUAGAUGUAUCUUAUGUAGUGUAACUACAGUGGAACCCUCCAGUCACCUCAUUUUGUAGCCAUCUUUUUAUUAUGACCUUUUUUAUUGGAGCAAAAGGCCCAUACAUUUCUUCCAACAUUGAAACCCCUUAAUAAUGCUUCCUCAAUAAUGCAGCCAAUGGCCCAAGUCUGAAUUUCAAAACCGGUUAUUUUGCAUAUUGAGGAGGAGCCCAUGUCGCUUUUGGUAUUUCACCAGAGUAUUUGCAAUUGCAGUUGUUGCUGUCAUAAGUAGGUAAUUAAGUAACUUUCAUUAAUGUGGUCCAAUACGCUUAGCUCAUUACAGUAUUGCAAGUAUCGCUAUUUUGCAGAUAUUGCUACAAAUAAAAAUUGCGAAAAGAGGAAAACAAAAACACUAGGAUACAAUUUUUAAAAUAUCUAUCUACGAUGUAAAAAUCUGUGUAAUAGUUUCAACCGAUCUUCAUAUUGAUUGUCGCCAUUUUAUCUGUCUUAUGUCACUGUUUCAAGGCCGUGUUGCUUGUCUGAAUUUUACCCUAACAGGGCCUCAUCAGAAAGCCCAACAUGCGUUAAUGAUGUCAGUAGUGUAAUAGCACCCCUACACAAAAUGGAAAAUAGAAAAGGUACAGAUAUAAAAUAUCACCAUCUUUGUGGAUAUAGCCAAAUUCCUAUGGCCCAUUAUGCAACUGUCUUAAAGGGGUUUCACUGUAGUUGGAAAAGAAUUAACUUAUUGUUUUCCCCAUUGUUUAACCAUAUCAGUCCUUGCAACUUUCUUUUUAAAAUGUUCUUUCUUUGGUUUGGUUUGGUUUGGUUUGGUUCCAAAGUUCAUUUUUGAUCAAUAAUGAAUUGUUAUUUUAGCAUUCUUUAAUUAAUUAUUUUCGUGGGAGUCUCGAAAACAUGGUCUAGUAAUUAUUAUUGCUCAGUGUUGACUUAGCAUAUAGCGACAACAGUAGCCUGCAGAGCAGGAUUUCUGUUUGAAUAUUGUCACUUACAUAUACUAUUUGUCCCAAUUUGCUUUGUUUGGAGGCUAAAUGUACUUUAGCAACUUAGUUGAUAACAAGACAUAGUAUAGCAAUACACAGCAGCAUUAACAUUUCUCCUUUGGGAAUUACUAUUUUUUCAUACAAGUAACUUCUAUCUAUAAUCCACUAUGUGUAAAGUUGGUACACUAACUUCCAUUUCUUACUGAAAACAGUAAUGUCACUGUAGCAGUGGAAGGUCAUUGCAAAAAACAAUAAAUUUGUAAUGAAAAUAAGAAAUCCAUUUGAAUCAAAACGACUUAGUUAUUGUAAGCAAUAUUGAAACGUUUUGUAAUCAAUACCAAACACCAUAAAAUAUUAUUGUGCAAGAGCUUUUUAUGGUCUCUGGAUUUUGUGUUGUCCCUUUUGAAAUGUCUUUCAUUUGUUGUGUGCCGCAUAAUAUUUAUUGAAAGACAACAAAAUAAGUGUAUGAUAAAUUGUAAAGUAUUGUCCCAUAAUGGUUUUUAAUAAAUUCAGU
Molecule: messenger RNA, 3224 nt
Organism: Porites lobata
Lineage: Eukaryota; Metazoa; Cnidaria; Anthozoa; Scleractinia; Poritidae
Source: the annotation of a GenBank genome assembly